AUUGGAGUAGUUUUUUUUACUACCAGGUUGUUAUAAUCAUAAUAAUACUUACUAUUCACGUGAUUGUCAAAGUAUGUAAUUUUAUGCCGACAGCACCUUUCUACAUUUAUUCCUUAGACGUUUUGCUCUGGAAGUAAUUACCUAACGAUAAUAAAAAUCUUGUCAAAAUGGUGACAGCUCGUGCUUUACAUUAUGUAUUUAAAAUACCAGAUCGUCAAUUAACAGCCAAGUUUUAUCGAGAAAUAUUAGGCAUGAAAGUGCUGAGACAUGAAGAAUUUUCUGAAGGUUGUGACGCAGCUUGUAAUGGGCCAUAUAAUAAUCGCUGGAGCAAGACAAUGAUUGGAUAUGGUCCCGAAGAUACGCAUUUUGUUAUUGAAUUGACCUACAAUUAUGGAAUUAACCAUUAUGAAUUCGGAAAUGAUUUUAGAGGAAUUACUAUUCGAUCAAGUGAAGUAAUUGAACGAGCUAAAAAGAAUAAUUGGCCAAUUGAGAAAGAAAAUGAGCUUUCAGUACUUAAAGCACCUGGUGGAUAUAAGUAUUAUAUUAUUGAUGAGCCCCAAAGUGAUGAUAAAGAUCCUGUUGAAAAAGUUACUUUAUCAAGCUCUAAUCUUCAACGAUCUCUCGCUUAUUGGAAAGAUAUUUUGAGCAUGAAAAUGUAUGGCAAAAGCGAAAAGAGUAUCCUUUUAGGAUAUGGAGAUAAUCAAGCAAAAUUGGAAUUUUAUGAUAUUGGAACUGAAGUGGAUCAUGGAAAAGCUUAUGGCAGAAUAGCAUUUUCAAUUCCACACGCAGAACAACCGUCAAUUCAACAAAAAAUCAAAGAAAGUGGCAAUAAAAUACUUACAGAUUUGAUUACAUUAGAUACACCUGGAAAAGCAUCUGUUCGUGUCAUAAUUUUGGCUGAUCCUGAUGGUCAUGAAAUUUGUUUUGUGGAUGACGAAGGUUUUCGUCAACUUUCUGUUCCUGAUUAUCCAAGUGAAGCUAUUUUAGACAGAUACAUUGCUAAAGAAGCCAAUAUGAAUACCACAAAUGUUUAACUUUCUUUACCUAUGGUAGACAAGAUCAGAAUUAUUGGAGCUUUAAUUGGAUAAUAACUGCUAAGAAUUAUAAAUUAUAUUAAAAAUUAAUAAAUUCAGGUAAAAUGAU
Molecule: messenger RNA, 1143 nt
Organism: Chelonus insularis
Lineage: Eukaryota; Metazoa; Arthropoda; Insecta; Hymenoptera; Braconidae
Product: glyoxalase domain-containing protein 4
Exons: 6
Coding region: 168-1034 (288 amino acids)
Source: RefSeq, a predicted model, not a curated record